Leptinotarsa decemlineata (Colorado potato beetle) is the source of this 692-nucleotide messenger RNA. Its product is annotated as transmembrane reductase CYB561D2. The record is from RefSeq and is a predicted model, not a curated record. Lineage: Eukaryota; Metazoa; Arthropoda; Insecta; Coleoptera; Chrysomelidae. Gene Ontology annotation, molecular function: transmembrane monodehydroascorbate reductase activity.
ACGUAUGGUAUUUUCAAACGAUUACUGAUAACUAUGAUUACCAAAAACACAAAAGUUUCCUUAUUCCAAACAGCACAAUAUGUGUGCAAUACAAUUUUCCAUACAUUAGUUGUUUUAGUAUCGGUAGUUAUGUUUCACGUCUUCUUCAAUAAUUUUGAAAAGGAUGCGAAGAGAUUAUGGCACAUUUUUCUCAGUUCUUGUGCGUUCGUACCACUAAUGGCGGAGGGAAUUGUUUUGAUGUAUGACUUGAAUGUUUGGAGCCUGGAGAUUGGCAGAGUGCAGAAAGCUUAUCUUCAUGGGUUCCUCCUAAGUCUUAGUACUAUAGCAAUUUCAGUUGGCAUUUUAUUUGAAACAGUUUCCAAGGCUGAGAAUGGGCAAGAACACUUCCAGACAUUCCACGCCGUUACAGGUUUGAUUUCCUGGAUCCUAGCCGUGGUAUCUAUAAUUUUUGGCCUGUUUGUUACAUAUUCCCAUACUCUGAAGAAUUUGAUCAAGCCAGUAAUUUUAAAAUUCAUUCACAACUACAUUGGAAUUGUAGGAUACGCAGUAGGCAUACUCAGUUUGUGUUUGGGAUUGUAUUAUUGGGGUUUCUCUGACUUCGUAAAACCCAAUGAUCAACAGGCUACAGUAGGACUAGUAGGAAUCAUAGGAAUAUGGACAGUACUUGGGGCCUGCAAGUCAUUAUAUUAUCA